AAAUUUAAUAUAAAUACUGAAAAAAUUCAAUUUAUAAAUACAUCAAUUCAUAAAAAUAACAAUAAGCCCGCGUAAAAUUCAAAUACCAACUUAACAAAAAAAAACUCAAUCUUUUUGUUUAUUUCCAACAAAAAAUGGGCUGGCAAAUUUCCACGUGUCUACGACGAAUUGCAAUGAGUGCUAUUAAAAAACCAGAGGUGAUAUUCGUACUCGGCGGUCCAGGAGCUGGCAAAGGUACGACAUGUCACAACAUUGUCAAAAAAACCGGGUACGUCCAUUUGUCUGCCGGUGAUCUCCUGAGAGAAGAACGAGCCAAGCCGGGUUCGGAGUUUGGUGACAUCAUUGAAACUCAUAUUCGCAAUGGCACCAUUGUUCCGGUGGAAAUAACAUGCAGUUUGCUGGAUCGCGCUAUGCAGUCAUCACCGAAUCCUCACAAGCGAUUUCUCAUCGAUGGGUUCCCACGUAACCAAGAUAAUUUGGAUGGUUGGACCAAGGUGAUGACUGAUAAAGCGAUCGUUAAAGCUGUACUUUAUCUCGAAUGCAGUAAGGAAGUAUGUACAGAACGUUGUAUUAAUCGAGGACUUAAAGGUAGUGGCAGAAGUGAUGACAAUCCAGAAUCUUUGAUAAAGAGACAUGAAACUUUUAUCAAUGAUACUAUGCCUAUAAUUAAGUACUACGAAGAACGUGGAUUACUUUAUAAGUUCAAUUCAAUGAAACCACCAAAGGCUGUCAUGCAGGAUGUCUAUGAAAAGUUAGAGGAAAUUGGCUGGAUUUCCAAAGACUAGGCAGUAAAAAAAAAAUGAUAAUGAAAACAAGUAUUUGGGCAUUUAGAUUAUAGACCACUUUCAUUUUUAAUGAUUAAAAAAAAUAUUUCUAGGAUUUUUCUUUCACUUUUAGUAUUAAUUUAAAAUAGACAAUUUUUUUUUAUGUUUCUUUAAUUGAAUUUUGAAAAAUAUACAAAAGUUUAAGUACUGGGGGUAACAUUCCUUACAACCAAUUUGAAAUUUCUCUUUAAUUGAAGAGCAUAUACUUUUUAUAUAUGAUGUAUUCGGAUCAUCUGCUCCGCCUUCUAUAUACCCGGGAAAAUUCAAAUUCGUAAUUAAAUUAGUAGACAAAAAGUUGAUAACCAAUAGAAAUAAUGUGUGGAUUAUCAAGUGUACUGAUUGAAGUGAAAUUUGAGCGAACAGAUUUUAGUAUUUCGAUUAUCGAUAAUCUUUGUACAUAGUAUCAAUAUAAAUAAAAGUAAAAUCGAUCAUUAAUUAAUAAAAAUAUAAAUGAAAAUCGAUUUCUAUCUGCAGUAAAUGUGCGUAUGUAAAAUCUGUGUGCGUGCGCAUGAUAGAAUUGUUUUUUAUUUAUGUUUCUUAUUAAUUAAUUUGAUUUUUUAAAUUAUUUAUAUUAAUACUAUUUAUGAUAAAUAUUCAUAAUCGUUACAUUUAAAUUUGUUCACUUGAAUGUCAUAUUAAUCAGGACACUUGAUAAUUCAUACAUUUUUUUUAAUUGAUUAUUCGCCUUUUUUAUCAACAAUUUAUACAAAUUAAAAUUUUCCCGGGUAUCUGGUGGUCGUCAGUGGCGGGUCUGAACACACUAAUAAAUAUGAAUAAUAAUAACACGUACAUACAUAUAUAAAUAAAAAUAUGUAACGCGGUACUCAGAAAUAAAUCAUUGCUGUUUAGUUAAUCAUGUUAAUUUACGGGGAUGGUAAAUCUGCGUAAUGAUAAUUGUAUUAUUAAUAGUUUAAAAAAAUACUCUGACGAAAUAUAUGAAAAUGUAUAAUAAAUAUAAAUUUCAUAAUUAAUAAAUUAUACAUUAUUUUUC
Molecule: messenger RNA, 1815 nt
Organism: Microplitis mediator
Lineage: Eukaryota; Metazoa; Arthropoda; Insecta; Hymenoptera; Braconidae
Gene: Dak1
Product: UMP-CMP kinase
Exons: 3
Coding region: 135-785 (216 amino acids)
Biological process (GO): CDP biosynthetic process; 'de novo' pyrimidine nucleobase biosynthetic process; UDP biosynthetic process
Cellular component (GO): cytoplasm; nucleus
Molecular function (GO): UMP kinase activity; ATP binding
Source: RefSeq, a predicted model, not a curated record